GAGGGGAGACGGGUGUUGUUCACAGUUGGAGAGAGCCACGGCAGCGUAAACACAGCACUGAGGGCGCGGACGAGCAGCGGCGGUAACACCGGACUCCGAUACCCGAGAGAACCAUAUAAAUCGGUUGAAAUCAUCAGAAUGUCUUCCUUCUCGACGCUGGUUCUGCUCUGCGGAGUUUGGACCGUGAACGCAGAAAUCAACUCGCUGACCUACAUCUACACGGCCUUCACCCGGCCCGUCGGCCUGCCCGGCAUCCACGAGUUCUCAGCCAUCGGCCUGCUGGACGGCCGGCCCAUCGACUACUUCGACAGCGACACCCAGGUGAAGGUGCCCAAGGAGGACUGGAUGAGGGAGCGUCAGGACAAGGAAUACUGGGACAAGGGCACCAGCUCCCGGCAGACCAAACAGCAGUGGUUCAAGGUCAACCUCAAAAUCCUCACCGACCGCCUGAGGAAGAACGACACAGAUAACCAUGUUCUCCAGUGGAGACAUGGUUGUGUAUUGGACACUGAAGGCCCUAAGAGAAUGGUCAGCGGGAUUGACCAGUACAGCUAUGACGGAGACGACUUCCUGUCCUUCGACAGCGAUAACAAGCAGUGGGUCGCCCCCAUGAACGAAGCCAUUCCGACCAAGCGCAAGUGGGACGGCAUCCAGCAGCUCAACGACUACACCGACGGCUACCUUCACAACGAGUGUGUCCAGUGGCUGGAGACCUUCCUCAAAUACAGGAAGGAGGCCAAUAUUAAGGCCUCACGACCGGAAGUCUACAUAUCCGCCAGGCCAUUCAAGGACAACCUGAAGCUCAGCUGCCUGGCCACAGGCUUCCAUCCCAAGGAGAUCACUAUGAACAUCAGGAGGGACGGCCAUUUGGUGGACCGCGACGAUGGUCUGCAGUCCACGGGGAUCCGUCCUAACGGGGACGGGACCCACCAGAUCAAGAUGUGGGUGAUGAUUCCUGGGGGCGACACGGCCAAGUACACCUGUGAAGUCAUCCACCCUGCGAGCAACAUCCAUGUGGUCGAAGAGUGGGAUCACCACGUGGAGGCUGAGGGACCCCCCAUUGGACUCAUUGUCGGGGCUGCUGUUGGUGGACUGGUGGGGGUGGGGGUCAUUAUCACCAUUGUGGUGAUUAUCCUAGGACACAAGCGGAAAGAAAAGAGGACACAAGCGGAAAGAGUUGUCACGAUCCUGCCCCUGCACAUGGAAGACAAGGCCCUACUCACAGUUGAAACCGUGCGGGAGCUUCCAGGAAACAAUGGAGAAAAGAAGAAGCUCCUCAAAGGUCCCGGCUCUGAAGCCGGGUCUGAAGCCGGCUCUGAAGCCGGCUCUGAAGCCAGCUCUGGUAUCAGCUCUGGUUCCGGCUCUGGUUCCCGCGAUGGUGUCAGCGAUGGUGUCAGCGAUGGUUCCCACUCUGGUUCCAUCGAUGGUUCCCACUCUGGUUCCAGCUCUGGUGUCAGCGAUGGUGUCAGCGAUGGUUCCCACUCUGGUUCCAUCGAUGGUUCCCGCGAUGGUUCCAGCUCUGGUUCCAGUGAUGGUUCCCGCUCCAGUCAGAAGAAGCUCCUAGUGUGAUCUGAGUCCCGAUCACCACCUCCUGGGGCGUCUUGCUACAUUCAAGACUUCCACUCCUGAUUGCUUGGUUUCUUCUACGCUUCUAGAGAACGUCUGUCUCUUGCUUUACGGACGACAGCAGAUAAAUCAUAUUAUAAGAUGAGAUACGCUUGGUGCUGAAUGUAUAGCUCGUGUGUCUGGACCAGACACACAGGCUGGGGUAGCUCGCUAGCUAUGGAUCGUUGGCUAACUUUGAGGCUCUUGCUUAAGAUGGGGAAUUUAGAUGAUGAUGAUGAUGUUUGGACAUUUUUAUGCUAGUCAGUAGUAGGAAGGGUUUGUGUCCACAUGAAACGUAUUCAGCUUGUGGGUUGGGGCCAAAUAAACUCCAGUUAUAUCCUUGUGCGACAAAUAAUUACAAAAGUGUUGAUUCAUAUUUGGUUUGGUCAUUUUUAUUAGUAAAGGUAAUCGAAUUUAAAGGGAUACUAAUCAUUUAUUAUUAACAAUAUUUCUCUUGGCUUGGUUUAAGAAUAUAUUGAAAUUCUUGAUUUGAUAGAAAUGUUUACACUGGAUUUUAAUAAACAUAA
Gadus chalcogrammus (walleye pollock) is the source of this 2132-nucleotide messenger RNA. RefSeq names its product patr class I histocompatibility antigen, alpha chain E-like. The record is from RefSeq and is a predicted model, not a curated record. Lineage: Eukaryota; Metazoa; Chordata; Actinopteri; Gadiformes; Gadidae. Gene Ontology annotation, cellular component: external side of plasma membrane. The transcript is spliced from 8 exons. Gene Ontology annotation, biological process: immune response. The coding region runs from base 139 to 1569 and encodes 476 amino acids.